CCUCGUAAACCCAACGAAGCUCAGAUUCUCAGAGCAGUCGGAAUGAUUAGUUGGAAUAUUACUGUUGCUUGUAGGAAGAGACCAAGUGUGAAUGGCUUCGACUGCAAGUAGUUUGGUAGCAGAAGCAGUGUGGAAGAACAUUCAGUCGACACGUUCAGUGACGGACGAUCAGCUCUCAAUCUUGCAUUUCCUGUUCGGGAAGAACUUUGAACGAGCAACCCGGAUAGUAGAUCAGAGAGGCGUUAAGAGGAUUUUUGGUGAACCCAGUGGCCGCUCCCUCUUCCAGGUGGUAGGAGAAUCUAGGAGGAAGGAGGAGUACUUCUGCUUCCCCGAACAUCACUGUGCUUGCUAUUCGUUUUUCUACGAAGUUGUCAACAAGGGGGAACAGCUUUGUAUGAAAUAUGUCAAGCCAAUCAAUUUGUUUCAUGAUUUGCUGAAGACGAAUAACCUAGGACAAGGGAGAUUGCUUGGAUUAGAUGUCGGCCAUAAAUAUGUGGGUUUAGCUGUUUCGGAUCCUUCAAAUAAAAUUGCAUCGCCGCUAAGUGUACUGGUACGGAAGCAGUCAAAUAUUUGUUUGAUGGCAAAAGAUUUUCAAUGUUUGAUUUCAGAGCUUUCUCUCACUGGCUUCAUUGUUGGCUACCCCUUUGAUAACCAGCGGAACAAACCAGAAGCUGUUCAAGUGAAGCUUUUUGUGGAGGAUCUUCGCAAGACGGGAAAACUUGAAGGUUUGAGGUAUACAUAUUGGGAUGAGCGCUUUACAUCAAAGAGUGUUGAAUUAUUAUUGAAGCCUUUAAAUCUACACCCAGUACAUUCAAAGACAAUUCUUGACAAAUUUGCUGCUGUUGGAAUACUCCAGGGGUACCUGGAUCAGAUGUACCGGAAAUUGAAGUCGGAGGAGUAAUCGCUCUACCAUUACAUAUGUGGAGGGGUGAAGCUGUGAAGGCAAUGGAUUUCUUGUACUUCCAAUGAUAUGGUGUCUAACUCGUCAAUGGUAUUCACUUAAUAAACUGUACACCCUCGGGCUACUGCCAUUAUGGGUUUCAUUGUUGUAUUUAGGCUCCAUUUGUUUUCAAGCAAAAAGGUGGAAAAGAAAAUUCUGUGUAGAAUAACAUUCUCUGCCUUUGUUUAGAUGUAAAAUGCAAA
Telopea speciosissima is the source of this 1143-nucleotide messenger RNA. RefSeq names its product zinc finger SWIM domain-containing protein 7-like. NCBI's taxonomy places the organism in Eukaryota, Viridiplantae, Streptophyta, Magnoliopsida, Proteales, Proteaceae. Gene Ontology annotation, biological process: rRNA 5'-end processing; double-strand break repair via homologous recombination. Gene Ontology annotation, molecular function: zinc ion binding. Bases 92 to 901 code for a protein of 269 amino acids. The record is from RefSeq and is a predicted model, not a curated record. Gene Ontology annotation, cellular component: Shu complex. The transcript has 11 exons.